AUGGACGUGGACAGUGGCGAAGCAAAGCGCAGAAGAGAAGACGAAUUGAAUGUGUCAAGCUUGAACAUCAGCCUCAACGAAGCCCCCAGUAAGUCUUGUUGCGAAGUGUUCGGUCUUUAGGACGAUGUCUGAACAGUUUUGAUGGGCAAUUUAAGCGUUCGUUCGAGGUAUCUGUGCUCUAAAUCUGAUUAUUUUACAGAAAAGCUCCCUCCGCAAUCGAUUCCGUCAGGGUGCAACACCUCAAUCAGGUUGAAUGGAUACAAUAUCUCAUUGGCCAAGAAGAACGAGCCCGGAUACCUGGAAAAAAUCUACAAGUAUCGUGUCACCAUUGCCGCUCAGUACCCGGAUAGAAUUACGAAAGAUGAAGCCGGAAAUGAAUUUUCGGUGCCUCGUAAGGAGCGCCUAUUGCAUGAUGGGAUGAACGGAGAGUGAGUUCAUCGACUUUGUGAUGCAAGAAUAUCGAAUUUUUGUAUUGCUGUUGUUUCAUUCGAUCACUAAUGGAUAAAUUUUUAGUGUGGCGAAGUCUCAACGUUCCAACAUCUCGUAUGUUGUCUUGGAAAAUGUUGCCCAGCAAUUUUAUGGUUUCAAGGGAAUGGAGUACGUAUAUGAUCGAGUAAACAUUGUCUAUUCUUCCAAGAAGUUGUGCGAGGAAUCCCGCAUUGAUGUAAUCGAAGUGGCUGGAAACGUAAGACAGUGAUGUUUCGAUUUAUUUUGUUUUUAGGAAAAGCUCGUAAGAUUGGACACUUCAUUUUACGGCCGUCCCUCCGCCUACAAGGUAGAUUUGUCUCUCGUGGAGAUUGUGAAUCCCCACAAUCAGGAAGAAAUCGGGGCCUUGGUUCAGUUUUUGGAAAUUGCCACCUCAGUGAAAGCCUAUAGGUGAGAGUAUUAUUCGAAGUGCAUGUUGGGUUUAGAAACAUCGCCGAAGCUCUUGCCAAGCGAGAGAAGCCGAAGGUCGAAGUCACUAAGAAUAAGAUAUAUUUUCCCUUGGAAAGCAAGCCUUUCAACAAUGAUCCGCGUAUCUUGAUGAAAGGAAUCGACAAGUCUGUGACUGUCGCUGGUGAUUUGUUCAACCCAAAGUUUAUUUUGAAGUUUGAUGGUAAGAUUUUAAUAUGGUUUUAUUAUUUUUAGUGUUGAUACACAGUAAUCUUUGUUGUUUUCAGCAAAGAGCAGUCCGUUCUUCCCCGAAGGAGAGUUGGUCACUUUUUUGAGCAGGUUGAUGACGGCUGGGAGACAGUUUGGUGGCCCGGGUGGUGGGUUCAGGGAUCGCAGCUCGUCCCGUGCAUCCUAUCGCGACAGUUCCCGCGACAGCCGUGCAGGUUACGAUCGCGGUGGAUACGAACAAAGUGGAGGUGGCGGAGGCAGUGAAGAGCUGGCUGGGAUCCUCCGAGACAACAGAAAGUUGGAUCUUGCCACUUUACACUUGAAAAGUAAGAAUUGGAUUUUAUGGUUGAUAUUGUCUUUAAUUUUUCUCAAUUUCAUUAUCUUGUUGUUGUAGAUGUCGUUGUCAGAACAACUCAUCUCGGCGAGAAGAACAAGGUGUUCCCAAUUCACGGACUAGGCGAUCCAAUUGAUCAAAUCAAAUUUACGAAGCGCGAUGGAGCUACCGAAUACGUAUACGACCGUUUCAGAAAUAAUUACGGGCUCUCCAUCAAUGGACGCCUUCCAGCGGUUAUUCAUUAUGACAAAGGCAGGAAAGUCAGCAGUUUCUAUCCCAUGGAAGUCUUGGAGAUCCUCCCGAACCAACGUGUUUCGGUACAGAAGUCUCAAAUGGAACCAAAUUUGGUUAGUUUAUAUUACUUUUCGCUUGUAGCCGUGGUGUUGUAUAUUUUUAAUCCUUACAUGACAAUUUCCAUUUUUCAGACCGAGAUCAUGACUCGUGAAUGUCAACAGACUCCGACUGUCAUGACUAGGCUGUUUGAAGAUGCCAAGAGGGAGAUCCACAUCAACAAUUCAAACCCUUGGUUUAAGCAUUUUGGAGUAAGUGGCUGUUUUUGUUGAUGUUGUUUUGUGUUUAGAUUAGAGUCGAAAGUGAUCUCAUCGAGACGAACAAGGGAAUUCUGAUUCCUCCACCAGACCUUGUCCUCGGAAACGAUCGGCGUGCCAAUCUGGACAGAAAUCAAAUGAACUUCCGUCUGGACCGAGAUAUUUUGAGAAGCACCCCAAAAGACAACAUUCAUUGGUGUCUUGUCGAUGUUCAAGGAUGUCUGGGAAGAGAUAUGGAGUGAGUGUCGCUAUGAUUUUUUUGUUUUAGAAGAAACAGUGUGUAAUUUACUGUUUUAGCCGCUUCCUGGACAAUUACAUCAGAAGAUGCGGUGAACUCGGCCUUCGUCUUCCCGACCCGGACCAAAGAAGAGCCCCCGAUAUGCGUGGAAGCCGUGAAGAUGACUUUGAUCGAGCUUUCAGACAGCUGAAACAGGACAAUUUCACCUUUGCUAUCUUCAUCACUCGUGGAAAAACUGAUGCCUCACAUGAGUACAUCAAGUACUUUGAAAGCAAGUAUGGUGUACUCACGCAGCACAUUAUUCAAAAGAAUGCCUCCAUGUGCAAGUCGGACACCUUGAACAACAUUAUUUUGAAGACCAACUUGAAAUUGGGAGGGCAGAAUUGGCUCACCAGGGUUAAUCAACUCCAGUCCUCCAAGUAAGCGUAAUUUUUAGAGUUAGUCGUUGUUUUAUGGGAGUAAAAUUGUUUAUUUGCUUUCAGAUCGGUCAUAAACAUGACCAAAACCAUGUUCAUUGGGAUCGGCUUUUCCCAGGCUGGGCCUCAAGGAGUGGAACGGAACGAAACUUCGGCUCCGGCAAUCUACACCGCUUCGAUUACCUACACUGUCGACCCCGACCUCAGACUGAACGGGGAUUGGUGGUACUACGAGAAGCAGAAGGGAGCCAAUGCUGUUCCACUUGGUGGAGGGGAUGAGGAACCAAGUGAAUACGAAACCAAUUUGGGAGGAAUGUUGAGACAAGCAUUGGAGAAAUGGAGAGUCAAUACUGGAAAUUUCCCAGCUCAUGUUGUGGUUUACAGAAACGGAACUGUAAGUGAAUAUACUUUUUUUUGUUACUCUGCUUUUAGAGUGAGGGAGAGUUCGCCCAGAUCUUCAGGAAAGAAGUGAAGCUAGUCGAGCAAACUUGCGCUGCUCUUGGACCAAAUGCUCCGACAAGAACUUUCUUGGUGGCCAUCAACAGAAGCAACAACCGCCUCUUCCGUCUGGCCAGGGAAACCAACCCCAACGAUAGACCUCCUCAACAGAACGUUCGUGCCGGAACUGCCUACUUUGCUGGACUUACUCAUCCAAGACUUACUGAGUUUAUCUUGCAAUCUCAUCGUUCCAUCCAAGGCACUGGACGUCCGGUUCGCUACGUUGUCCUCAACGAUACCUGUAUCCCAAGAGUAUCGACUGAAGAAUUGAUCAACAUCAGCAAUGCUCUGGCCUAUUCUCAUGGAGUGGUAACUUCCCCGGUCUCCCUCCCGUCAUGCCUUUACGCUGCCCAAGACCUGGCCGAACGCGCUCAGAAACAUGUUAAACAUGUGCGUGGGAACAUGUCUAUCAAGCAACUGAAUGAGCAGAUCCGCCCGAACGUUGACCACAGAUUCUGGGCUUGA
This is a messenger RNA of Bursaphelenchus xylophilus (pine wood nematode), 3600 nucleotides long. Lineage: Eukaryota; Metazoa; Nematoda; Chromadorea; Rhabditida; Aphelenchoididae. The record is from the annotation of a GenBank genome assembly.